Messenger RNA from Cladocopium goreaui, 1659 nucleotides. Lineage: Eukaryota; Dinophyceae; Suessiales; Symbiodiniaceae. The record is from the annotation of a GenBank genome assembly.
AUGGAGCACCAAGUGCCCAUGGUACUGUGGGACUACAAGCCCUUUGCUCGUGGAGCUUGGUCCUGGAUUGAAUUGCGCCAGUCUACAACUUGGCUAACGACAGAGGUCAUGAAGUGGAAUGAAUCCACAAAGGCCUGGGAGUUGAGUUGGUCGAAUGACCCAUGGCAGGGUUUGGGCCCACCGGCCCAGACGAUGCCACCAGCAAUAGCUGACUGCGCGGAUAAACUCUACUGCAAAAGCUGCUUCAAUUCAUGGGGUUGGUACAUGAAGUCGGGCGCCAAUGUUUUCAGAUUGGCCGCAGACUGUGAUCGGCUGGCCCGCGAGUUGAAGGUGACGAUUGUGCAGCACAAAAAUGGAAAUCCAUUUCAGUGCAGCAUUUGUUCGAAGUGCUUCAACAAGAAAGCGUUGAAACAGCACUUAGAGUCGCACAAGACAUCUCAGUCGAGUCAGUCUGGCUGCACGACGGAGAUGUCAUGCCAGACUGACAUGUCCUGGGUUGCAUCAGAGGAUGACUUCCAUAGCGACUUUUGCUGGGAGUUCGCGGUCCAGCAGAACUGGAAUGGUGACCUCCAGUGGCAAGCUUUCCUUCAGGAGGUUCAAGAGGAGCUGGAAGAGAGCUACUGCGAUUUCUUGGAGUCGGGCGGCCAACAGACAGUCCGAAUCACCACCAAUGGUAUGGCUUACGACGUGAAUUUCGACUCCAUGACACAGCAGAACGUGAAGACUUCAAAGGUACGUUCAAUCCGACGAGUGCUAAAGCCAAAUGAAGCUGUGUUUCCGAUCUUGCAAGAAAAAGAGCUUCUUCUGAGUGAAUAUUCAGAGAGGAAUGCAUCGCUGACGAAAGAGGUCAUCGAAUUAAAGGAAGAAGUGGAAAGGCUGAAAACUUUAGCCAACGCCGCGAAGAACGAACAUGUGACCAAGAUGAGUGUCAUGGAAUCCUGGCGCAUGGAAAAGCAGCAGUCCCUUAGCAUCCGGCAGCCAAUUCCAAGUGGAGAUCCUGUGCAUUCCCAAAUUCAGAAUCUCUUGCGUCAAGCGUGUCCCCAGAGUCACUAUGCUGGCUGCCUGGCAGCCCGUCAAUUGGAGGUCCUGUCUGUAGAACAGGUCCACAAUGUGAAGUUAUGGAAGCAAUACGCCUUUCGGAAGGAAGAGAUCAAAAAAGAAAGCGAGACCGCUGGCAUUGGGACUGUUGUGGAGAGUGAGUUGCCUCCACUCGAUUGGAUUCAGCUCGACAAAAGUGUCAACGAGGUCGUCUUGCUACACGGGACCCAUUCCGACAAGAUCGACAUGAUCACCCAGUACGGCUUCGAUCAGCGAAUGGCGCGAGAGGGCGGCCUGUACGGCCAGGGGGUCUACUUCACGGACCAGUCUUGCAAGAGUAUGCAGUACUCCGGAGCACCCGAUGGCACCUUGGGGUACUUCAUCCUGAGCAGGGUGGUCCUCGGACAUCCUCACAUUGCCACUGGGGCAAUGAAGAACGUAAAGGUGGAGCCAUUCCGCGACGACAGGGAUCCAAGCAAAGGCAGAUCAAACAGUGUCGUGGUCAACCCGGGCACUGACAAUGGAGGCGCUUACAGGGCACAAGUUCAUCGCGAGUUUGUGCUGUUCAGCAGCCACCAAGCCUAUCCUGAGCUCGUCGUGUGCUUUAAGCUACAGGCUUGA